GCUCAUAUUCAAUCAUGGCGUCCUCCAAGAGUGAAGACGGCGUGAGUGAUUCCCAGCCAAGGAAAAAGUCUAAAAAGACCAGAAACGAAGUAGAUGAAUCUGAACUCUUGACUGUUCCUGAUGGGUGGAAGGAGCCAUCAUUUUCUAAGGAUGACAACCCCCGUGGCAUGUUGGAGGAGAGCAGUUUUGCCACCCUCUUCCCCAAGUACAGAGAAGCGUACCUGAAGGAAUGCUGGCAACUAGUGGAGAAGGCAUUGGCAGAAGCACACAUCAAAGCUUCUCUGGACCUGAUAGAGGGCAGCAUGACAGUCUCUACCACCAAGAAAACGUUUGACCCCUACGCCAUCGUGCGGGCCAGAGACCUCAUUAAGCUUUUGGCCCGGAGCGUCCCAUUUGAGCAGGCUGUACGGAUAUUGCAGGAUGACGUGGCCUGUGACAUCAUCAAAAUUGGCACCCUGGUGAGGAAUAGAGAGCGUUUUGUGAAGCGAAGGCAGCGGCUGAUCGGCCCCAAGGGAUCCACUUUAAAGGCUUUAGAGUUGCUGACAAACUGCUAUGUGAUGGUGCAGGGUAACACGGUGUCUUCACUGGGGCCCUAUAAUGGCCUAAAAGAGGUCCGUAAAGUGGUAAUGGACACCAUGAAGAACGUUCACCCCAUAUAUAAUAUCAAGACGCUGAUGAUCAAACGGGAGCUCUCCAAAGACGCCGAGCUGAGAACACAGAGCUGGGAGCGCUUCCUGCCCAAGUUCCGUCACAAAAACCUGUCCAAGCGCAAGGAGCCCAAGAAGAAGAGCGUGAAGAAGGAGUACACCCCGUUCCCCCCCCCACAGCCAGACAGCAAGGUUGAUCAGGAGCUAGCAACUGGAGAAUUCUUUUUACGUGAAAGUGUGAAGAAGAGGAAGAGGAUGGAGGAAAUCAAGGUCAAACAAGCAGAAGUAUUAACCAAGAAGCAAGAACAGCGGAACAAAGCGUUCGUUCCUCCUAAAGAGAAGCCUCUCAUGAAAAAAGCUGCUAAAGCCCCCACAGGACAGCUCGACAUUGACGCCAUCAAGGAAAAGGUGAAAAAAGCCAAAACCAAGAAACUGGGGGCCCCACCAGUGAUCCCAGCACCUCCUCCCGACAGCACAACCAGCAAAAAGAAAAAGAGCAAAACCAAGAGCAAAGGCUAACCACACACUGUAUUAAUACAAUAAUGAGCGGCUAGUUUUAGACAUGAUAUGCAAAGAGGAGCACAGUUUGUACAGAUUUGUGUUUGUGUUUUGAAAAGGAUAAAUAAUUCCAUCACCUUCUUUUGUGUUUUAAUUUACUUCUGUUAAGAGCAAUUUCCCGUCUGUUAUAAUGUUUUAGUAUUAUACCAAGACAGCAAAAGAAAAUGUACAGUAAUGUAUUUCUUUUCCCUCAUUUCUCUUCAUUGGCUGUCUAUUGUGUGGACAGUUUUUAUGCCUGAUAUUUUUCUGACUAUGCCCAGAAGGAGGCUCAGCAACUCAAAUGUAAAAUAAAAGAUUUUCUAUUGCAAUGGUCUUACUUUAAAAGUAUGAUUUAAACAGUCAGCCUACAUACAGAGGGGUUCAUCUUUGGUGAUUUUAAAUAGAA
This is a messenger RNA of Menidia menidia (Atlantic silverside), 1590 nucleotides long. Lineage: Eukaryota; Metazoa; Chordata; Actinopteri; Atheriniformes; Atherinopsidae. The record is from the annotation of a GenBank genome assembly.